Messenger RNA from Drosophila willistoni, 3668 nucleotides. It is a transcript of the gene Zn72D, whose product is annotated as zinc finger RNA-binding protein. Gene Ontology annotation, molecular function: zinc ion binding; double-stranded RNA binding; single-stranded RNA binding. The coding region runs from base 240 to 3086 and encodes 948 amino acids. The record is from RefSeq and is a predicted model, not a curated record. Lineage: Eukaryota; Metazoa; Arthropoda; Insecta; Diptera; Drosophilidae. Gene Ontology annotation, cellular component: precatalytic spliceosome. The transcript is spliced from 6 exons.
UACAAGUGCAAUUCAGAACGUGUUAAUCGAAAGGGACUUAUCGUAAUGCUGCCGUAACUACCACCCUUAGACACAUCUCUACCGGCGCAAAUAAAUCGGAAAUUUUCGCAGAAGUUAAAACAAAAAAGUCAGCUCCAUAAACAGUCUAUUAUACGGAAAGCACAGAUAAAUUGUCUGAAUCUAUAUACACAUCGAACUGAAUAGUACAGGUCGAACUAAGUGAGUAACUGUAAAUCAAUAUGGCGAACAAUAACUACGCCGGGUUCAACUACGGCGGCACCCAAUACAAUACGGGCCAAGUCUCGUACCCGGCGGUGACAAACGCGACUUAUGCCAAUGCGGCGGCCUAUCAGAACGCUGCUGUGGCUGCCGGCCAGGGUGGCUAUGCAGCAGCCGGCGCUGGCGCUGGCUCAGGAGCUGCCGCUGGCGGGGGCUAUGGCAGUGGCGGUGGCGGUGGUGGAUAUGGCGACUACCGCAGCGCCAUGCAAUCAUAUGACGCCAGCAAGACAUUCUAUCAGCAGGCGCCGGCCAGCUACAACACGUCGGCCACGGCAGCUGCAGCAGUCAGCAAAACUCAUUAUUCGGCGCCGCCUGUUAAGAAUCCUGUGAAGAGUGGUGGUGGCAAAAUGGACAAAUCGAAUGGCACGGCACCAAAAACUCCCAGUGCGAAUCCAACCGCUGGCAACUAUAGCGGCUAUGAUACGGCUCUCUAUAAUGCAGCCAGCAUGUAUGUGGCACAGCAACAUCAGAGCGGUGUGGGUGGCGGCGGCGUCGGAGGAGCUCCACAGAAACCAAAUGGUGGCUCCAAUAAUUGGUAUCAACGAAAAAUGGGCAUGGGUCCCGCAUUUCCGGGUGCAGCUGCAUUGCGUGGUCUACGUCCCAAGGCCCCGCCGAGACCACAGCAAUUGCAUUAUUGUGAAGUCUGCAAGAUCUCUUGCGCCGGUCCGCAGACCUAUCGUGAGCAUUUAGAGGGCCAGAAGCACAAGAAGCGCGAAGCCUCACUCAAGAUGCAAGCCAGUGCCACAACAACCACUCAGAAUCGCGGCAAUAACUAUCAUUGCGAGCUUUGCGAUGUCACUUGCACCGGAACAGAUGCCUAUGCGGCUCAUGUGCGCGGCGCUAAGCACCAGAAAGUUGUCAAAUUGCAUCAGAAACUGGGCAAGCCAAUACCAUCGGAUGAACCGAAGAAAUUGGGUAAAAUUAAUUUUGUUCCAGCUGCUGGAGAAGCCGGAGCAGCUGCAGCAGCUACUGGCACGGCAGCAGCUGGCGGAGCUGCAUCAAAAACAGAAGGUAACACUAGUGGUGGUAAUGGUGAUAGUGAAUCUGCCACCGGCACGGACAAUCUUGAUGACCAACUCGACGAUUCUUUGGGCGAGAAUACUGAUAACAUCAAACCAGUUGGUGGCGAAUACAUUGAAGAGGUCAAAGAUGAGGAGGGUAAAAUCCUCAGUUUCAAUUGCAAACUCUGCGAUUGCAAAUUCAACGAUCCCAAUGCCAAGGAGAUGCACAUGAAGGGUCGGCGACAUCGCUUGCAAUACAAGCGGAAAGUUCAACCCGAUUUGGUUGUAGACUUUAAGCCAACUCCACGACAGCGUCGCCUAGCUGAGGCACGAGCUCAGCGUGCCCUCAUGUCAUCGCAUCGUGGCGGAGGCGGCGGCGGUGGUGGCGGCGGUGACGACCAUGAGAGUGGCGGCAACUAUUGGGAGGAGCAAAGAAAUCGCCAAUACAACGAGGAAUAUGACUACAACAAUUGGAUGUCCCGCAGCUUUGGUGGUGCCCAGCGCUUUGGACGCAUGGGGAAUGGUCCGCCACCGCACUUUGGCAUGAUGCCCGGUGGAAAUGUACGUCGUCCGGAGAGUACCGACGAUCGUCAUGCGAUUGCUCGACAUGCCGAAAUCUAUCCCAAAGAGGAGGAAUUGCAGACCAUACAGCGCAUUGUCUCGCAUACAGAACGAGCAUUGAAACUGGUCUCAGACGCCCUCACCGAACAGCCCAAUGACACCGGACCGGCGGCUAAGAAAGAGAAAACAGACAAACCAUCGGAAAAGGAUGGAAGGGACAACCAGAUAUUUUCGUUCCACAAAGAUGCCGACAAUGGCGGCAACAUAGUACGCAUUCUCAAGGGUGUUAUGCGAGUUGGUUAUUUGGCCAAAGGAUUGCUGCUCCAUGGUGAUAGUGCCGUUGAGUUGGUUGUUCUCUGUGCGGAGAAACCAACAGCUGGAUUGCUGCAGCGUGUGGCCAAUGUGUUGCCGGAUAAGCUCAAGGAGGUGGCAGGUGACAUUCAGGUCAACUAUCGCGUCGAGGUCAAUGCCGAGGAUGCUGCUGUCAUAGUGCUCGAUGACGCUGUCUCAGUGAAAAUCACAUUAACGUCCCCAUUGCUCCGUGAGGCUAAUCCCGCAGAGAUUGCAGCAGCUGCUGCUGCUGCUGCAGCGUCAACUGCCGAUGCAGAGUUUUUGCCACGCGAGCCAUGCCUAAGGGCCCUGGCGGAUUUACGUCACGCUAAAUGGUUCCAGGCCCGAGCCACUGGACUGCAAUCAUGUGUCAUGGUCAUACGUAUAUUACGUGAUCUUUGCCAGCGAGUUGUCUCCUGGCAAGCCUUGCCACAAUGGUCCCUCGAAUUGCUUGUGGAGAAGGUUAUAUCAUCGGCCGGUUUUCCCAUAUCACCCGGCGAUUGUAUGCGACGCAUUAUGGAGGCAUUGGCUUCAGGUUUCCUAAUCAAUGGACCAGGCCUAUUGGAUCCCUGCGAAAAGGAUCCGACCGAUGCGUUACAAGAGCUAACCAAACAGGAACGCGAAGAUCUCACUGUGUCGGCGCAAUUGUUUUUGCGUUAUAUUGCUUUCCGACAGAUCUUCAAGGUUCUCGGUAUGGAUCAACUGCCGGCCAUGAAAUUUCCCAUGCGUCCUUGGCGCAUUAAUCGUAAACGUCGCCGUUCCUCGGGCAAAGCGGGUGUCGGCGGCGGUGAGGCUGAAUCAGCUGACAUCGAUGAGACCGGCUCGGAUGAGAAGGUGGCGAAGAAGGAAGGUGGUACCGGAGGAGUCAGUGCAACUGCUGGUAGUGCUGCUGCUGCUGGCGGUGUUGCCGCUUAAUUAAAGCGUGCCAACACAGAAGUAGGAUGUAGUCGGCUAUUAAAUAUAAAACACACACUUUUUUUCUCAAUUUAAGUGCGUCCCCACAAAACGGAACGAACGCCCACACUUACUAUUACAAAGAAAAAAACAAAAACUAUCUCUUAUAUCUCUACGAGUAUUCUAAACGAAAAAAAAAAACAUAACUACAAACUAAUUGCGCGGAGCAUCGUGAGAUCCGGGCAAGAGUUGUAACAUGUCCAACAUGCUGCCCCUCCUCCACAUUUCCCCCCACAAUUUGCAAUUAGCGAAACCAAAUGAAAAUUUCAAUAAGGAAAACUCCAACUUAAUAAUAUUUUAACAAUUAUAAGAAAUUAUAUAACAAAUUUCUAGAUAUUUGCUGAUUGAUAAGAAACGAAUAUACCAGAUUGUAAUUCGUUUUUAGAUGAAGAUGAAAAGAGGCUCAAAUUCUUGGCUAUCAUCGUAUUAUAUGAAAAAGUUUAGCCCAAGAGAGAAGAGCCUCAUACAACUACACGUUUCAAAAUACAUGCAUACUUAUAAAUAUAUAUAACAAGAUGUUUAUGAGACCGAAACAAAUUUUAA